Molecule: messenger RNA, 2275 nt
Organism: Colossoma macropomum (tambaqui)
Lineage: Eukaryota; Metazoa; Chordata; Actinopteri; Characiformes; Serrasalmidae
Gene: vrk2
Product: VRK serine/threonine kinase 2
Exons: 14
Coding region: 400-2022 (540 amino acids)
Biological process (GO): peptidyl-serine phosphorylation; signal transduction
Cellular component (GO): nucleus; cytoplasm
Molecular function (GO): protein serine/threonine kinase activity; ATP binding
Source: RefSeq, a predicted model, not a curated record
GGGAGUGCCUAACUUUGUUCAAGUUCAACAUCCACGGGUAUUUUUAGCUGCUUGACACACGGAGAAACUGAUGAUUUUUAGGACCUCAUCUACUCCCUUACAUAUGAGGAGCUGCUUGGGAAACUUGAUGUUCUCAUACACUCGCAAGUUCAGGUUGUCUAACACUGAUGGUUAAUUCAGAGGAGUUUAGCAUUCUGCUAGAACUGCAUAUCGUUAGCAAACUUAGCUGGCUAUCCUGGCUAGCUGUAGUUAGCUGCCCCCUAACAAAUGUUGUUUCGGUUUUGCUCUUGACUUGUCGGUUAGCUUUGUGUAGACAUUCCAGCGUGUAAUACUGCCCAGCAGAGCUAACCUAACCUAGCUAGCUUAGUUGUUUCAUUAAGUAUUACUUAGCUAAGUGCGAUGGCUCCUAGGAAAAAGCCGCUGCCUUCUCCGCUGCCCAACGACUGGAUUUUGAGAGAUACAGAAAAGAGGAAGUGGCGCCUUGGCAAAAUCAUUGGUGAAGGCGGAUUCGGAGUGAUUUAUUUGGCUUCAGAUUGUGUGGAUGCACCUGUACCAGAAGAUACUAAUUAUGUGAUUAAAGUUGAAUUUCGUGAAAAUGGACCUCUUUUCUCAGAGCUAAAGUUUUAUCAAAGAGCAGCAAAACUGGAUAAUAUCAAAAAAUGGAAGAGAAACAAAAGGCUUGAUUUUUUGGGUAUUCCAACCUACUGGGGCUCCGGACUCACUGAAUAUAAUGGAACAAGCUACAGGUUCAUGGUAAUGGACCGGCUGGGUACUGACCUGCAGAAGGUGAUUGUGAAAAAUGGUGGACAACUGAGGAAGCAGACAGUGUUGCAGUUGGGUUGCCUCAUGCUGGACGUGCUGGAAUAUAUUCAUGACAACGAAUACGUCCACGCUGACAUUAAGGCUGCCAAUCUCUUACUGGGCCACAGAGACCCAGGCAAGGUAUACUUGGCUGACUACGGCCUGUCGUACAGGUACUGCCCUAACGGAGAGCAUAAAGAGUACAAAGAGAACCCAAAGAAAGGACACAAUGGCACUAUUGAGUAUACAAGCAUUGAUGCACACAAAGGCGUAGCCCCGUCCAGACGAGGGGACCUGGAGGUGCUAGGCUACUGCCUGCUCCAUUGGCAGUGCGGAACUCUGCCCUGGCUCUCAGUGCUCAGGAAUCCAGUGCAGGUCCAGGAGGCCAAGGCCAAGCUAAUUGCUGACCUGCCGGACUCAGUCAUCCAAAUGUCUACCUCUGGCUUCACUACAGAGGUAGCCAGUUUUCUGCUUGGUGUGAAAGCCCUUGGAUACAGUGAGAAGCCAGACUACCAGGCCCUGAGGAAGGUCCUGUUAGGGGCUGGGCCUUGGGGCCCCCUGGACCUCUCCAGGCCGAGAACAGUGGAGACAGCCUGGCCAGCCAUGAACAGGAACUCAAGUUCAGAGAAAUCAAGCAAACUAAAGCCAGCGACUGAGGAUGAAGAUGGAAACUGGGCUACGGCGAAGUCCAUACCGCCCAAAGUUCGCUACAGAAUCCAAGGGGAGUCAAAGACCAUUGAGCAGGAACCAUGGAAAGCUAUAUCUAAAGCUGAGGAACCUGCCAAAUCUAGGCCUGUGGCCAAUGAUGAAGAUGACCUUUGGCAUCAUGAAGUCCACAGCAAAAUACAAGAAGGCACAAAGAAAAGACACAGACAAAAGUCAGCCCUGGUAUCUGGAGUCAUGAGAACAGAUGAAGCCUGGCUGCCCACAAGAAAACAACGUCAUGAGCUUCAACCCGGGUUCAUCCCUGAUGUUAGUGACCACUGGGGAAGAAACUGCAACGUAUGGGAAGACUACUGCACAAGCCCCAGUGAAGAGGAUGUGAACUGGAAUGGGCAUCAGUGGACUGGAUGUGCUUAUGAGUACACAGACGACCAGUACAGUCACAAUAACGGCAAUAAUUUAGCAAACGUUCAUCGUACACGCUGGAGCCUUGAAAUGUAUGCAGGUGUUGUUGUUGUUGCACUCUUCCUUACGCUGGUUGUCAUAACUGUCUUUUAAAAAUGGAGCUUACUGUUGAUAUUCCAGGACCAUUAAUUAUUUCUUAUGAUUCUGGUUUAAAAAAAAACACAACUGAAGCAUUUGCACAGAAAAGAAAGCACUGUUGCAUGUCAGGGUUUCUGAAUGGCCAUUUUCACUGUGAUAGGCUGAAAGAAAUAAAAAAAAAAAGUAUUGUUUAUUUUCAUUGCAGAUACAUGCACAAGACUAUUUUUAAGACAAGCAUUUGAAAUAAAUGAAUUUGUUUCAAAGACUG